AUGCGUCUGUCUCAACUCGCCGCCACUCUUCUGGCCGUAGUAGGCAACACGAACACCGCCUUCGCCAAGCCCGUUCAGUCUCGAGACACUGUAUCAGCCGAGUACUGCGACGCCUCCACCGACAUCUGCUACUCCGAGUUCAUCAGUCCCGAGAAGAUCGCCUACCGCUUUGCCAUCCCCGACAACGCCACCGCCGGCAACUUUGACAUCCUGUUGCAAAUCGUUGCUCCCAAGACCGUCGGCUGGGCCGGUCUAGCCUGGGGAGGCGUCAUGGUCAACAACCCCCUCCUAGUCUCCUGGCCCUACCAAUCCACCAUUGUCGUCUCCAGCCGCAAAGCCUCGGCGCGCACCUACCCCCAGGUUUCGAACGACGUCAGCUACAAGGUCCUCGCCGGCUCCGGAACCAACGCGACGCACUGGACGCUCAACGCGCUCGCCCAGGGCGCGAGUGCGUGGGGGACUACCAAGUUGGAUCCUAGCAGCAACGCGGUUCCGUUUGCUUAUGCGCAGUCGGCGUCAUCGCCGACGAACCCGGCGGAUGCGGCUAGUAGGUUUAGUAUGCAUCAGAGCAAGGGGAGGUGGAGCCAUGAUUUGGCGAGUGGGCGGAUUGCGAACUUUGCGAGUGCGGUGGAACAGCUUGAAAAGCCGGAGGAGGAGGAGGAGGCGAAGUAG
Messenger RNA from Neurospora tetrasperma FGSC 2508, 672 nucleotides. RefSeq lists its product as uncharacterized. The transcript has 2 exons. Bases 1 to 672 code for a protein of 223 amino acids. Lineage: Eukaryota; Fungi; Ascomycota; Sordariomycetes; Sordariales; Sordariaceae. The record is from RefSeq and is a predicted model, not a curated record.